Pieris rapae (cabbage white) is the source of this 2407-nucleotide messenger RNA. RefSeq lists its product as uncharacterized. The record is from RefSeq and is a predicted model, not a curated record. The coding region runs from base 201 to 1064 and encodes 287 amino acids. Gene Ontology annotation, biological process: regulation of cell differentiation. NCBI's taxonomy places the organism in Eukaryota, Metazoa, Arthropoda, Insecta, Lepidoptera, Pieridae. Gene Ontology annotation, cellular component: membrane. The transcript is spliced from 9 exons.
CUGGCAGUCGCUUUCCAAUCCCCGUGGCGUUUACACGUCAAUUCAAACCUUUCUUUUUUUCACACAUGUGACUUUGACUUGUGUUGUGACUGUUAAUUAACAGUAACUUAUAUAGGGUUUUAGUGAUACACUAUGUGCUUCAAUAAAGAAGCAAGAAUCUAGAUCAAACGCAGAGAGUUCCUUCAUCAAGAGGCUUCAUCAUGUUUUCCUUGUGCCGCCGUUACAAAGAUGAAAACGAACAUGGCGGAACACAAAUCAAAGGAGGAUACAUGCUACGAUAUAAACGAAAGUACUUAUGGAACACGUGGUCCGAAGAAUGGGUGGUGCUAUAUGAUGAUUCAACUAUGGCUUGGUUUAAGGAUGCAUCAGGAAAGUGCAUGGCAACACAAAAGCACCUUGUAAAGGAAUGUCCGGAAAUGCUGGCAAUUGCAACAUGGACAGGUCAAGUGCCGCAAAGACCACCGCUGCCUCCUGGAGCAAAAUUAUCACAGCUCAUGGCUUUGGGGUCUCGAAAAGACCCCGGCCGGGUUGUUUGGAUGCUUGCUAAGUCGGAUGCCGAAAUGAGAGAAUGGAUGGCUGCAAUAUCAAAGACCUUGCCUCCUCCGCCUCACAUCGAGCUGGUGAUGUCCAUGCCGUACCUGCGUACUGCCUUUAAGAGGCCGACUGUUCGAGUGAGGCCCACACCGGAUUUGUACAGUCGUAAUGGUCGCAAUGCUUGUGGCGCCCUCGACGGUCGUGGACUAGUUGCGGUCAUCAAGCGACAGGUGCCAUUAGCUGGGCAGUUGAAUCACGAGCUCGCCUGGGGCCAGGGUUGGGGCUGGGUCACUUUACCCAACGGAGUCUGGAGUGGACGAUUAACUUGGUCCCAGGACGGUGAGGACUUUGCUCUUCACGCGAUGCCUAUUAUGCACCACUCCAACGUCUCAGAAGCUUGCUCCAUGCUGGACGGAGUCACAGCUUACGAAGCCUCCGCGUAUGAUCAAGCUCUUGCUGAAUACGAUGAUGCUGCUACUGUCUCUGAUGAUUGGGAUUUUAGCGUUGAUUGCGGAGAUUUUAUGAUGUAAAGGAAAUAUUCAUUAUUUAGGUUCGCACGAAGCCUUUUUUCAGUCUUGAUUGGGGAAACCAUUUAAAGAGUGACAAGUUUAGCCUUAACUGAAAGUGGAAUGUAUAAAGAUUAUUUUUUAUUUAACCGAAAAAUUCGUUGUUAUUAUUAUGCCGUAAAACUAUUGAUUUUGUGAAGUUAGAUAAGAUUUUAUUAUGUUCGACUUAAGGCAAACAAAAAAACGUUAAAUAUUUUUCAUAAUUGACACACGAUUAGUUUAAAAUAAAUUUUUUCAGUAAUUGCUCAAUGUGCUGGUCACAAAACAUGAAACUGAUGUGCCAAUUAUUAAAGGAAAUCUAUGGUGAAAUUGUGGAAGCGUCUUAUGACUUUUAUACCUUAUAGGGUAAUAAACACGAGAGAAUAUUAAUGACACAAUAUCGAUUGAUUUUUCAGUACUAUGUAGUUGCAUGCUCUAUAGUUACGGUGUCAUAGAUAUGUGUUUAGAUUGGUAGUUUACUAUACUCUACAGCCUACAAAGGCACCUAGAAUAGAAUAAAACUCCGAGCACUAUAGUCUCCUGUUUAAGCAUAUUUUAUACCAUUUAUAAUGCCAUAUGUUUUUAAAUAACUUCCUUUUUAUACAAUUUAUAAUGUGUAACUAUUAUUUGGUGUUCAGCAAAUUUCUCAAAACUUUUUGGAGUUUUUAUAAGCCACGUAACCAGGGUAAGCAAUCUUAUAAUCCCGAUGAAUUUAAAUAUUCAAAAUAUAACAAAAGAUAACUUGCAUUGUCUCUGUAUUUUUUUAUUUUUAUAGAAUAGACUUGCUUAAUCCCCGUAAACACCAAUUUAAACUAUAGUAAAAAAAUAUAUUUUAGAUGUAAGUGAAAAUCGGUGUUAGGAUGUAGUAUAUAAUAUGUGGUCGGUAGUUAUUUAUGAACCCCUUAAUCCAAAUGAGGUCUUAAAAAAAUUAUACAAAAUCGUGACCUAAAAUACCGGAUGAUAAACCUAGUUCGGUUUAGGCCUUAAAAUUAGGACCAACAAAUACCCGGAAGUAUUAGGCCUCUAUCCAAUUUUACGAAAGGUGUGUAGUUAGUAUUAUUGAAAGGAAUAUAUAAUAAUUAGUGGCUAAAAUGUUCCGACCUACCCAAAGACUGCCUUACGUAUGUUACCUGUAUCCUGCGUGCGUGUUAAGGUGUGGCACCUGCGUAUAUCCUCCUCCUACUCCUGCGAAUUCUUAUAUUGCAGAAUCAAUCAAAAUAAAAAAAAACUGGCCUGACAUACAACUAGUAAUUGUGUAAUUCGUUUAAGCAAUUUUUAUCCUUUAAUUUUGUUUAUAAUUAGAAAAAUUCGUUUUUGUCAACCAUAUU